AUGGCGGACCCCUACAACCCCUACACUUCAUACCCAACGCCUACUCCCGGUGGGGUCAGUUACUACCCCCCAGCCCCGGAGGAGCAAUCUCACCAGCAAGGCGCAUAUCCGCACCAGCAGCCCCCAUACAGCAAUGUCGAGUAUGGUGGUGUGGCAUCGCCAGACCAAAACUACAAUUAUGCUCCGCAGUCGAGUCAAUACCACCUUCAGCCGGAAGGAUGCCAGAGCAAUGCGCCCAACAGAAGUUACACGCCGGUAGGACAACCAGAUCAUCUCGGUCCGGUCAGCGCUCCAGGGAUGCCAGCUCAGGGCAGUGGAAAGGUCCCCGAGAAUGCGGGAUACUACGAUGGCCACCCAGCCGAUGAACCGAGAUACACACCAUCACACAGCCCGCGCCCACCCCCGGUGUACGUGUCGGAGGCAGAUAAUACCCGACCUCACGACAAGGAGAGUCGGGACUCAAACCGGGGUGCAGAAGAUCUCGAGGGCGACCGUGGAUUUGGAGGAUCUCUUGCUGGUGGAGCCGCGGGUUAUUACUUCGGACAUAAGAAAGAGCAUGGUCUUCUGGGUGCGAUUGGCGGGGCGAUCAUCGGAAACUUACUUGAAGACAAGACGAAGAAGCAUGAGAGGCCCCCCUCGCCAUCCGUAUCGUCGCAUGCUAGCCAUCAUAGUCACCACGGUCACCACAGUCACCACAGUCACCAUGGAAGUGAUCAUGGAAGUCAUCACGGCAGUCAUCAUAGCAGUCACCUCAGUCACAUCGGUCACCUUGGACAUGAGCACCACCACCAUAGUCACCACCGACAUAGUCGGAGUCGAAGCCAUUCACGACACCGUGACGAAGACGAUUACUGA
Molecule: messenger RNA, 855 nt
Organism: Penicillium cosmopolitanum
Lineage: Eukaryota; Fungi; Ascomycota; Eurotiomycetes; Eurotiales; Aspergillaceae
Exons: 2
Coding region: 1-855 (284 amino acids)
Cellular component (GO): outer membrane
Source: RefSeq, a predicted model, not a curated record